UCCCCGCCCUGCCCCGCCCCUCGCCCGUAACAACAGCGUGGGGUCGAGUGAGGUGUUGGUCUCCUGCCGUGUCGUUGUGUGUGGUGUCGUCGUCCCCGCUCCCGUCUGUGUUGAAGUGAGAGGCGAAAACGUCUGAGAAUACCGCCCGAAGAAGCUUACCGAUGAGGCGUGAAGGUGAUGCUUAGGAGAACACUCGCAUGAAGGAGGGUUUGAAGAGAAGUGUCAUCUACGUGUCUUGUGUCUCGCGGCCGCCACUCAUGCACCCCACACUCUUCCUCCUGACGGUGCUGGUGCUGGUGCUCGCCCCUCGCGUCUAUGGGGCCUACGAACUCUUCCUCCACAGCACACGCUCGACGACUCCUUCUCCGCUGCCGCCGUCUCCUCCUCCUCCCUCUACUGAGCAAGGAUCUGCCGCGGCCUUGGACGUGAAGGAGGCGUUGCUCAUCGCCCUCACUGAACUCCUGCAGAGGGUGGCGCCUGCUGCUGAAAGCCCGACGUGCCCGUACCCGUACACGCAGGUCAUGCACGAGUGCUUCUACCCCCACUCCAAGAAGCUGUCGUGGGUGCAGGCCAGACGCGUGUGUCAGGGCAUGGGCGGCGACCUGGCUGAGCCCCGCCACAUCUACGCCCUGCAGACCCACAUGGCGGACACCCACGGCUCGGGUUACUUCUGGGUUGGGGGCACGUGCGAGGGCGGCGACGGGACGUGGCGGUGGGUGUCGGGGCGGCCGCUGGACCCCGAGGACUGGCUCUUUGACCGACCCGACAACCAGGGCGGCGACGAGAACUGCCUCGAGAUGGUGAUGUCGGACUACCCGCGAGUGUUCAACGACGAAACGUGUUCCCUCGCCCAGCGCUUCAUCUGCCAGUACUGACGCGGUAGAGGAAAACAACAGUGAGAAGACUCGACCAGUUGUCCAGCCGGGGCGAGGCGGCGGCGGCCCGCCGGGCCAGCCUGGCGUGGCGGCCUCCCAUCACUAGCGCGGCCUGAGUCCUCCU
This is a messenger RNA of Eriocheir sinensis (Chinese mitten crab), 999 nucleotides long. RefSeq names its product perlucin-like. The coding region runs from base 198 to 875 and encodes 225 amino acids. The record is from RefSeq and is a predicted model, not a curated record. The transcript has 6 exons. NCBI's taxonomy places the organism in Eukaryota, Metazoa, Arthropoda, Malacostraca, Decapoda, Varunidae.